This is a messenger RNA of Fulvia fulva, 963 nucleotides long. RefSeq lists its product as uncharacterized. The record is from RefSeq and is a predicted model, not a curated record. NCBI's taxonomy places the organism in Eukaryota, Fungi, Ascomycota, Dothideomycetes, Mycosphaerellales, Mycosphaerellaceae. The transcript is spliced from 3 exons. The coding region runs from base 1 to 963 and encodes 320 amino acids.
AUGAGUGCCUUCACUGAGGCGAAUCGCAAAGCAUUCGACGAUCUGUCAGCCACAUACAGUACCAAGCAAUGGCAAAUCGACAUCUCCAACCAAGUAGCCGACGCAUUACGAGCACGGAAAGAUUGGGUCGGAGCACAAUGGAACGACCCCAAUGUACCACCAGAAAGGCGAACGCAGGAUGUCAAGCUACUGGACUACGCUUGCGGCACUGGCGCAAUCACCAAAGCACUGGGACCAUACGUGACGUCGAUAUCCGGCAUUGACAUUAGCGAAAACAUGGUCGCAAAGUAUAACGAGGCCGCCUCGUCAUCAGGUCUGAGCCCUGAGCAAGCCCAUGCAGUUGUUGGAGACCUCUUCGCCGAGGCCGUACCCGCCGAGCUCAAGAGCUCGGAAUACUACGAAUUCGACAUCGCCUGCAUUGGAUUAGGAUUCCAUCACUUCGAGCAUCCGGACGUGGCAAUCAAGCGUCUCGCCGAGCGCCUCAAAGCUGCCACAGGUGUUCUCGUCAUUAUUGACUUCCUCCCCUUCAGUACUGAGCGAGAUCAUGGCCAUGCUGGAGAAAGCGGCGAGUUCCAGGAGAUGAAGCACACAAUCAAGCAUAACGGCUUCACCGGUGACCAGAUGCGAGAUAUGUAUGAAGAGGCAGGGUUCGUUGACUUUGAUAUUGUGGCGCUCAAGCAGCCUGCUGUGAUGGAGCUCAAGAGCGGCACGGUCCAGAGGACGUUGUUCAUUUCCAAGGGACGAAAGGCACCGACUGCGUGGCAGAAGUUAUCGUCUUGGGUUGGUGGGAUGCAGGACUGGGCAGCGGAAGGAGUACGGCUCAAGAACGAUCAACAUCAUUGGGAGCCUGGAUAUUCGCAAGGACGAGAGAGUGCAUGGGACGUGUGGGGUCAGAAAGAGGGGACUUAUGCGAUGGUACCAGAGAGGGAGGAGGAGAAGAAGAAGGCUUGGAAUGGAUUCUAG